Messenger RNA from Suhomyces tanzawaensis NRRL Y-17324, 621 nucleotides. RefSeq names its product proteasome core particle subunit beta 3 (gene PUP3). The record is from RefSeq and is a predicted model, not a curated record. The transcript has a single exon. Gene Ontology annotation, cellular component: proteasome core complex, beta-subunit complex; proteasome core complex. The coding region runs from base 1 to 621 and encodes 206 amino acids. Gene Ontology annotation, biological process: proteasome-mediated ubiquitin-dependent protein catabolic process. NCBI's taxonomy places the organism in Eukaryota, Fungi, Ascomycota, Pichiomycetes, Serinales, Debaryomycetaceae.
AUGUCGGAUCCAAGCUCCAUCAAUGGUGGUUCAGCAGUAGCCAUGGUCGGUAAGGACUGUAUAGCGAUAGGUUGUGAUUUACGUUUGGGUAAUCAAUCUUUGGGUUUGUCCAACAAUUUCGAAAAGAUAUUCCAAUUCGGUGACAAAACCUUCUUGGGAUUGACCGGUUUGGCCACCGAUGUCACCACAUUAUCGGAAGUGUUCCGUUUCAAGAACAACAUGUACAAGUUGAGAGAGGAGAGACAGAUCGAACCUAAGACGUUGGCUAACCUCGUGAGUUCCACAUUAUACGAAAAGAGAUUUGGCCCAUACUUCGUGGGUCCUAUUGUUGCCGGUCUAGACUCCAAGACCAGCAAGCCAUUCAUCUGUGGUUUCGACUUGAUUGGAUGUAUCGAUUUUGCCAAAGAUUUCAUUGUCAGUGGUACUGCCUCUGACCAGUUGUACGGAAUGUGUGAAUCACUUUACGAACCAAACUUGGAACCGGAAGACUUAUUCGAGACCAUUUCGCAGGCGUUGUUGAAUGCCGUUGAUAGAGAUGCAUUGUCCGGUUGGGGUGCUGUGGUAUACGUGGUGACCAAGGAUAAGGUAGUCAAAAGGGUUUUGAGAACCAGACAAGAUUAG